AUGGCUUGUACUAAUGCAAGUCUUGCGGCUUUAUCGGAUACGCUCGCACAAUCGAUCUCAAAUCUAAAAUCGCCAAUGUCACAACAAUUCGAUUUUCUUCGACUUGCACGUUAUUCCACAUAUGGGUUUCUGAUAGCACCGGUUGUGUAUAAUUGGUUUAACCUGUUGGAUAAAAGAUUUCCGUUGCCGCAGCCAAUUGCUGUAGAAAAAAAUAACACGCAAAUUAGACGAGAAACGAUGCGUGCCGUAUUCAAAAGAACGGUUGUUGAUCAAAGUGCUUUCGCGCCAGUUGGAUUGGCUUUAUUCUUUGGUGUGAUGGGAUUAAUGGAAGCAAAUGGGUUGCAAGCAAUUAGAGAUAAAUUUACUGAUGCUUAUUUUCCAGCAUUAAAGGCAAAUUACGUAGUCUGGCCACUUGUUCAACUCGUAAAUUUUCGAUUUCUCCCGUUACAAUAUCGGGUUCCUUUUGUUAGCUCGAUCGGCACGCAUUGCAUUUCCUCACCUUCCACAAUAUCUUUAGAAUUUUUAUUUAUGGGCCGUCAUUCAUUAGAAGAGACAUUGUUUGCUCAACCUGUCGAUAUUACUACUUUUAAAACGACUUCCAUAUCAACACAGACAACUGCCACUGAUGCAUUAACAGUGACCACAUUGGGAGGAACGACUACCACAACAACGACACCGCCAUCACCGUCACAAACAACAUUAGUCACUUUAACUCCCACUCACCUCGUCUCUUCCUCGAGGAGACGUUCUUCUAUGACUAACAAUAGUGCUAAAAAACCUUAUUCAAAUGGCGUUAAAGUUGCUGGAACUCAACAUCACAAACUUAUUUUACGCAAUUCUGAGCCAUUUCCAACCCCACCAGCUACUCCCUCGUUAAUUUUUGGCUCCGGAAACAUACCGAGUAAAGUAGAGUGUCUGGUACGAGCGCGUAUCCCCACUCCUACUGGGGAAUUUUUUUUGCAUCUCUACAAGAACAAUCAAGAUAAUAAAGAACAUUUAGCUGUCGUAUAUGGUGAAGACAUUCGUAGUAGGAGUUUAGAUACUCCGCGUCCUGGCGAAACGGAUAUGGAUAGAAUUAUACGUGGAGCAUAUAUGGGAAAAUUAAAGCCUGGAAAAACGAGAUCAGAUGAUUCAUCAUCAUCGUCGUCGUUGACGUUGACGACAUCAUUAUUGAUGUCAUCGUCAUCUACGUUGAUAACAGCAAAUCAACAACAGCUUUUUUCACCUCCAUUAGUGAGGAUUCAUUCGGAAUGUUUUACGGGUGAAACUGUGCAGAGUGCUCGUUGUGAUUGUGGUGAACAGUUACAGGAGGCAAUGAGAUUAAUACAAUUAGAAGGUCGGGGCGUUAUUGUUUAUUUGCGACAAGAAGGUCGUGGCAUUGGUCUAGCAGAAAAACUUAGAGCCUAUAAUUUACAGGAUUUAGGACAUGAUACUGUAACAGCAAACCUUCUAUUGCAUCACCCACCAGACCUUAGAACUUAUGACAUCGCAACACAAAUUCUCGUUGAUCUUAAUUUGACCAGAGUUCGUCUGCUUACUAACAAUCCGGAUAAAAUCGAACAGCUCGAAGGUGAUGGUCUAAAAGUUGUUGAGCGUAUUCCGAUGGUACCGCGCGCUUGGCAGCAUGAUCACGAUCCAAAUCGCCGUGGUAACGAAGUAGACCAAUAUCUGAAGGUGAAAGUGGAACGAAUGAGACAUCUAUUGAAUGUGCCCGAGUCGUUAUUACGCUGA
Molecule: messenger RNA, 1731 nt
Organism: Ambispora leptoticha
Lineage: Eukaryota; Fungi; Glomeromycota; Glomeromycetes; Archaeosporales; Ambisporaceae
Source: the annotation of a GenBank genome assembly